UAGCAACCGAAAAGUUGAUACAGAAAGUUGAAACACACCGAGUUACAAAUAUAUUGGAUUGUGCAUUCUGCCAACAUGGCUCUACCUCUGCUACCGGGCAAUUCCUUCAACAGAAAUCUUGGAAAGGAGAAAUUUAACAAGUCCCAGCAUUUCGAUUAUUCCAAUGGCAUCCCGAAAAUGGUGGGUGAAGAGAAGCCGGGCAUUGGAGGAGAGCUGCUACUGGGACAGAAGAUGCGCCCCAAAUACACAGUGUUCCCUAGAGGAGAGGGCAGCGAUGCACCAUCCUGGGUUGCCUUCGACAAACAAGUGUUAUGCUUUGAUGCCUACUUCCAAGAAUCUGUACACGAAAAGAGGGAGGAGCAGUUCAGAAUCAGAAGGUGCAAAAUUUACUUCUACCUUGAGGAUGACACCAUACAAGUUGUGGAGCCAGAAAUAAAGAACAGUGGCAUUCCGCAAGGUACUUUUAUUCGGCGUCACCGCAUUCCCCUCCCACCACCAUACGAUGAUGAGUGUUACACACUGGAGCACUUCAACAUCAACCAAGAGAUGGUGUUCUACUCCCGGACCUUCACGAUCACUGACUGUGAUGCGUUCACUAGGAACUUCCUGAGGAAACUGGGGGUGCGACUGAACUCCCCCAGCGCCACCCCCAAGGACCCAUACAGCACCGUCCGCAAUCAGAUGCAGGAGAGCAUGAAGCCUCUGCGGCCCUUUGAGCGCUUAGAUAAGCUGAAGCAGUUCCUGGAUCACGACCGGCACGUCCUGCGAUUCUUCUGUUUCUGGGAUGACUCGGACGCAAUGUUCGGGGACCCUCGGGAGCUCACGCUGCACUACUUCCUGGCGGACGACACCAUCGAGAUUCGAGAGGUGGUGCAGGCCAACUCAGGCAGGGACGCGGCACCCAUGUUCCUCCAAAGGAACAAACUGCCUAAGCAUGCACCAGCUCCUAAACAUCAGCCUGGUGAAAUAGCAGAUCGCACUGUUCUCAAUGUGUUUGGUCCAAUGGGACAGGGGGGGCGCUAUAUUGUGGAUAGCCAUAAGACUGGAGCUGUGCAUCAAGAGUUCUACAAGGAUUGUGACCUGGCCAUAGGGUCUGUGAUAAAUGUGUGGGGGAGGAAAGUGAUCAUCUGUGACUGCGACGGAUUCACCAAAGAAUACUACCGCACAAAAUACGGAGUCGAGGACUUUACUCCAGUGAGACACAGAGCCUCUCCACGCCCUAGACUGGAAAAGAAAGUUCCCCCGUACAAUGGGUUUGGAUCAGAGGAGGACUCGCUGUGCUCAUGCCAAGGGUUGAUGCCGAAACCACCUCAGAAAGACUUCAGGAAGAUGAUGGAGAAAGACAGACAUGGACUGGACAGCAAUGUGCUGCACUUCGUUGCCAAAAUGAUUACGGACAGUCCUGUUGACAGUGAGCGGAAGUUUAUCAUCUCCUACUUCCUUUGUGAUGACACCAUUGCUGUGUUUGAGCCUCCACAGAGGAACUCAGGGGUAAUCGGAGGCAAGUUUUUGGAAAGAGGGCGAAUAAAGAAACCAGAGCAAGAGCUGUUCAAGAGCGAGCUGUCACAGUACUUCAAGACGCAGGAUCUGUUUGUGGGAGCCAAGCUGUCUUUCAAUGGGUACAACUUCCAGCUGGUGGACACUGACGAGUACACCUUCAACUACAUGGAGAAGCACGCAGACGAGUUCCCCAUGGCUAACAUUAGCACCAUCAUCAGCAAGAUGAAAGAAAUCUGUGACACCAAACUGAAGGAGAUUAAAAAGUGCUUUGUGAUGAACGACCCAACAAGCACUGGAGUUAUUGAAUAUGCUCCAUUCAGAAAUCUCCUGACUGAGGUGGCAGAGGGUCAGCUGUCUGAACAUGAGAUCAUGACUGUGGGGCGCCACUACAGCAUCCGGGAGCAGCACGAGACAGACACCGACCUACUGGUGUCUGUGGCUCAGGAGCAGCUGAGGAAAAAAACAUUUGAAAGCUUCUUAGAACUGGCUGAUUUCUUUGUGCACAACGACCGGAAAAAGAGCGGAUUUCUGCCCAUCCAGGAGAGCAGGACGCUUUGCAAAGCUUUCAAGCUGCCUGUGCCUGAUGAUCUUCUGAGAGAAAUCAUGGCAAGGUUUCAAAAUGACCAAGAAGAACUGGAUUACAAUGCAUUCCUGUCGGCAAUAGACUGGAAAGAGCAUCCUUUACCAUAUUCUCAACCAGGAGCACUUAUCCAGACUGACAGUGACUGGAACGGAGAAGCCACUGCUCCAGCAGUGAAAAAUAUCAACUACAUGAUCUUAGUAGAGGAUGUCUUUGGCAAACAAGAUUAAAGUGAGAUGUUAAAUAUUCUCUUUCUGUCCCUUCUGUGAAACACACGCAAACAAAAAUUCAACAACUGGAUGUGUUAUCAAGUUUGUUGUGUGUAUGUUUUUUUUUUUAAAUAGAAUAA
Molecule: messenger RNA, 2429 nt
Organism: Acipenser ruthenus (sterlet)
Lineage: Eukaryota; Metazoa; Chordata; Actinopteri; Acipenseriformes; Acipenseridae
Gene: efhc2
Product: EF-hand domain (C-terminal) containing 2
Exons: 15
Coding region: 76-2310 (744 amino acids)
Biological process (GO): regulation of neuron projection development
Cellular component (GO): microtubule
Source: RefSeq, a predicted model, not a curated record